Messenger RNA from Branchiostoma belcheri (Belcher's lancelet), 1150 nucleotides. RefSeq lists its product as uncharacterized. The record is from RefSeq and is a predicted model, not a curated record. The transcript has 7 exons. Lineage: Eukaryota; Metazoa; Chordata; Leptocardii; Amphioxiformes; Branchiostomatidae. Bases 96 to 809 code for a protein of 237 amino acids.
AGCCAGUCAGAGAAGUGGGACGUCUUUUGCAGGUGCCAACCAGACUCCUAGCAUUUUUGGGUGCGUCACACGCGGACUGAGUUAUUACAUACAACAUGACGCAGAACGGAAAGUGCAUCCAAGGAUUGGGAUGGAGCCUUGUGGUGAUGGGAUCUCUGAACAUCAUCCUGGGUAUAGCAGCUGAUGUCCUGUUUGGAGUGAUGGGUGCCUUCGCCCUCUUUCACUACAUCAGCACACCUAUAUGGUGCGGCGUUUUGAUCUUGAUAAGUGGUGUUAUGGGUAUUUACAGUGGAAAGAAUACAUCAAGCAGGAAUCAGAUGGUGAUUUUCUUGGUCGGUGGGAUCGUUGCCAUCUUCUUCAGCAUUACUUUACUCCUGUUGGGCAUUAUCGGAGCUCUUGUGGAUGGAAAUAUCUGUGAUCAAGAACAUCACAGCUAUCACAAUCCGUGUUCAGCACCAGCCAUUGCACUACACACGGUGAAUGCUGCUCUGGCUCUGGCCGAGGUUGUGAUAGCCUUUAUCGGCUCCGUCUUGGCCUGCACUGGGCUGGCACAACCUACUGAAAGGUACGACCGAGGACCCAACAUGAGUCCUGGACAGGCUGCGUUCAUCAUUGGCCAUGGGGCAUCAGUUGCUCCAGGUGCAGAGGGUAAACCCUACCCACAGCAGCAGGUGUUUGCUGCCCAGCAACCUUAUGCCAACCAGGGGUUCUAUGGCACUUUGGCUCCGCCUCCUUACACACCACAGACCAACAGUGGCGCUGCACCUGGUAGUGCCUCUGCAGAGACCAAAACUGAGCCUCCUGUCUAGAUCUAACACUCAAACAAAUGUGGCUGAUCCCAGUAGAAAGAUCUUUUAUCCUCAUCAAUCAGUAUAACUUUUUAGCUCCUUUCCUUGUAUCAGUGAGACAGGCCGUUACUUAUUCAUGCUAAGACCAUGAUCCCCUUUGUGUAAUAUUUCAGAAAGAGGUUUAUGAUUAGUGUGUGAAUACAAUACUAUAGUAGUUAUGUUCUUGACUUGACUGAAUGUUUGUAAGAGAAAUCAGUGCAAUGUGUAAAGCCAUUGAUUUGAUACAACUGAUUUGAUACAAUGAUUGUAUAGAAGAUUAUGCGUUAACUGAGGUUGGCAUAGCACUUGAGGUUCAUAAAGAU